This is a messenger RNA of Aureococcus anophagefferens, 648 nucleotides long. RefSeq lists its product as hypothetical. The annotation marks the transcript as partial. The transcript is spliced from 3 exons. The record is from RefSeq and is a predicted model, not a curated record. Lineage: Eukaryota; Pelagophyceae; Pelagomonadales; Pelagomonadaceae.
ACGACGCUCAGCGUCGCGGACCUCGACCACCUCGAGCGCCUCGUCGGCCGGCUCUUCGACGACGGCGUGCCCGGGGACCUCAUGGAGGCGGGCGUCUUCCGCGGCGGCGCCUGCAUCUUCCUCCGGGGCCUCCUCGCGGCGGCGUUCCCAGCCGAGGCGACCCGGCGCGUCGUCGUCGCGGACUCGUUCGCGGGCAUCCCGCCGCCACGCCUCGACAUCGAGGUCGCGGCCACGGGCGAGACGCACGCCAAGGAGGUCGACCCGACGGCGGACUGGACGGACCGCUUCGUCUCCGGCGUCGACGCCGUGCGCUACAACUUCCGCCGCUACGGCCUCCUCGACGGCCGCGUGACCUUCGUCGAGGGCUUCUUCAACGAGUCGCUGCCGCCGGGCGCGCCGGUCCUGGCCCUCCUGCGCAUCGACGCGGACGCCUACGACGGCGUCCUCGACGCGCUCCACGGCGCGUACCACCGCCUCUCGCCGGGCGGCGCGGUCGUCAUCGACGACUGGCACCUCGGCGGCGCGCGCGCGGCGGUCCACAAGUUCCGCGCGGCGCGGCACAUCGUCGCGCCCCUCCGGCCCCUGCCGUCGGACCACCACGGCGCCUACUGGCGCAAGGGCUGGGACGAGCCCGGGCCCGGGUCCUAA